CAGUGUUUCAGACUCCAGUUUGUACUUCUGUUUGGCAGUUCAGGGUAAUGAAGCUACAAUGGACAUAAUCCAAAGCUGUGUCCUGUUUUUGUGGCUGCAUACACUCACCUCUGUGAGCAGUGAAGAUUGUACACUUCAGGACUUUGUAAAUGGGGACCUGUAUGAUAGAAAUUUUAACACAGUUGGUCUGCAGUCCAGCUACUCUCCUGGAGAGGAAGUAAGAGUGGGCUGCACUGUUGGUUAUACUGGCUUUUUCAAACUGCAAUGUAUGCGGGGUCGAUGGCAGGCCAUAGGCAAAGCAUGUCAACGGAAAUCAUGUGGUCAUCCUGGCGAUGCGCAGUUUGCAGAUUUUAUUCUGGAAGGCGAAGAUUUUGUCUUUGGGUCGCAAGUUGUAUACACCUGUCACAAAGGUUAUCAAAUGGUCAGUCGCAGAAACACCCGUCGUUGCAUGGAGAAAGGCUGGGACGGUACCCUUCCUGUCUGUGAAGCCCUGCAAUGCCCAGUGAUAUCAGCAGACAAUAAUGUUCAGAUGAUUGGUGAUGCAGAUGAGGCAAACUAUGGCAACGUGCUUCGAUUUACCUGCAGGUCCAGCAAUGAAAUCCUGUAUGGGUCACAGCAGAUCUAUUGUAAUGAGCAUGGAGAAUGGAGUGAUGAAGUUCCAAAAUGCAGAGAGGUGACAUGUCCGGUACCAGUGAUUGAAAAUGGAUAUGUGCUUGGAAAUAUCCAAGAGUACAAACAACAUGAAUACUUGGAAUUUGAGUGCAAUCCGACAUAUAAGCGCUCUGAGGCCAGAGAUCCAACAUGCACAAGAUUAGGUACAAGAGCAGGGUGGAGCCCCACACCUGUGUGUGAACCAAUAACAUGCAAACUGCCACAGUUUCCAGUCGGAGGAGCCACUUAUGACCCUCCUUUCAGAAAUGUGUUUCCACCUGGUGGAACAGUAAAAAUAACAUGUGGAGACAACUACUACAUUUCCCGCCCUCAAGACAUCUCAGCAGUUGCUACAUGCAAAGAUGAUGGAGAGUGGAGUUUCGAACUAACAUGCAGAGAGGUUACAUGCAACCGUCCACGAGACCCAACUUUGUAUGACUGGAGGAAUUGGGAUCAAAGAGUAAUGUUGCGGGAUACUGUACGUUAUUCAUGUAGGGGAGGCUAUAAGAGAACAGGUGGUGCCACUGAGGCCACAUGCACCAGAGAUGGGUGGAGACCAAAUCCACUCUGUCAAGAAAUUACUUGCAACAGACGUGAUUUCCAGAAUGCAGAAGUUCAAAACCCUCAGCAGAUAUACAGGAACGGUGAACGGGCCAGUUAUGUCUGCAAGGAUGGUUAUAAAGGAAAUUUUUAUCUAACCUGUGAAGAAAAUGGUUGGAGAGGGCAACAACAAUGUAGAGCGGUAACAUGCAAAGUAAAAAAUUACAACAGCGCAGACAUUGAUGGAAGAGUUCAGUCAGUAUACAGGUACAAUGACCAGGUUGAGUAUGUCUGCAAGGACGGCUUUAAGGGACGUUUUUCUCUAACCUGUGGACAAAGCGGUUGGGUCGGGUCUCCUGAUUGUACAAGUUUGCAAGCGUCUUUCACUUGUUGCUGCAGUCACAGAUUAGAGAAAGCUCCGGUUAGCGAGCUGAGCCGUGUGUCAAAGCUUCCACUUGCCAGUAACCAGUCUCUACAUUUAUUUUGUCCAGAGGUAACAUGCAGAAGAAAAGAUAUCCCAUAUGCAGACAUUGAAGGAAAAUCUCGGCAGGUAUACACGUACAGUGAUCGGGUUCAUUAUAAUUGCAAGGAUGGUCGUGAGGGAAGUUUUUCUCUAACCUGUGGACAAAAUGGUUGGGAAGGGUCUGAAGAUUGUAGAGAGAUAACAUGCAAUAGAAAAUAUUUCCAGAACGCAGACAUUGAAGGAACAGCUAAGUUAGUGUACAAGUACAAUGAACGGGUUCAGUAUGUCUGCAAGAAUAAUCAUGAUGGACGUUUUUCUCUAACCUGUGGACAAAAGGAUUGGGAAGGGUCUGAAGAUUGUAGAGUUCAUACAGAAUGUAAAAAACCCGACAUUCAACAUGGAUUUAUGGUUGGCCCAUACAAUGAGACACUGUACUACACCUGUGAGGAAGGUUAUAAGCUUGUGACUAAACCCUGGUGGGGUGAAACCAAAUGUGGCAGCAAGGAGGCUCUUGCACAGUGUAUCGAGGAAAGCGCAUGUGGAGAACUUCCUGCGAUUCCUCAUAUGGAAGUGGAAUCUCAACGUAAUAAUUAUAUGCACGGUGAAAGUGUCACAAUUAAUUGUAAGGAAGGAUACGUCGCUCAGUUUGUUCGCUUAACGUGUGAUGAGGGAAAAUGGAAUGACAGUGAAACAUCACUCGAAAAAAUCUGUCAACCUAUUCUCAGUCACUGUGCUCCCCCGCCUAAAGUUGCUAAUGCUGUUGUUGUGACUUCACGUCAGAAGGAAUACACGUCUGGCUCUGAAGCAACUUAUCAAUGCCGUGAUCAAUAUACAAUCAAGGGAGUCGCCACAGUUACAUGCAUCAAUGGGACAUGGGGGGAGAGGAACUUUACGUGCACAUCUAAUGGCAAUCCCUGCCCUAACCCACCUGAAGUUGCACAUGCUGUUGUUGAAACUUCAGAUCAGACGGAAUACACGUCUGGCUCUAAAGUAACUUAUCAAUGCCGUGAUCAUUAUACAAUGGAGGGAGUCGGCAGAAUUACUUGCAUCAAUGGGCAAUGGGAGGAGGAGAAGUUUACAUGUAGUCUUGCACCUAAUGGCAAUCCCUGCCCUAACCCACCUGAAGUUGCACAUGCUGUUGUUGACACUUCAGAUCAGACGGAAUACACGUCUGGCUCUAAAGUAACUUAUCAAUGCCUGUUUUCAUCUCUUUCAGCUAAUGGCAAUCCCUGCCCUAACCCACCUGAAGUUGCACAUGCUGUUGUUGACACUUCAGAUCAGACGGAAUACACGUCUGGCUCUAAAGUAACUUAUCAAUGCCGUGAUCAUUAUACAAUGGAGGGAGUCGGCAGAAUUACUUGCAUCAAUGGGCAAUGGGAGGAGGAGAAGUUUACAUGUAGUCCUACACUACAACAAUGUGAACGUCCUGAUGAAAUUCCCAAUGGCUAUUUUGAAAUUGUCCGUGGUACACAUGAUUUUCUCUUUGGAACAGUUAUCAAAUACUAUUGUAAUGAAGGGUACCACAUGAUCAGUAAGGUUGACACCCGCAAUUGUUUGCUUGGCUCAUGGUCCCAUGAUCUGCCGAUAUGUGCUCCUUCAAGCUGUGACCGCCCACCUACAGACGGAGGGGUUACAGUAAAUGGGUUACCACAGAAUGAUGAUCCAAUACUUCCUGAUCAUGUCCUCAUGUUCAGCUGUGACGGUCCAGGGAAAUAUCUGAAUGGCAGUUCAGUGCUGACAUGUGGUCAAGAUGGACAAUGGGAUAAUCCAUUCCCUUCAUGCAUAGGAGGCUGCGAAGUCACAGGCUUACCACCCAACAUACGCCUCAGCAUGCAUGGAGUAGGUGAUCAACUAACAGAAGGACAAAAGUUAAGAUUUUAUUGCCCCCUGCGUGGUCAGACUCUUCGUGGGACAGCAGAAGUUGAAUGUUUAGCAAAUGGACAGUGGAGUCAUCCUUUUCCAACAUGUGGAGCUCAUUUUGAUUGUGGGAGACCACCACCUCUUGACAAUGGAGACCUCAAGGAAUCUCAACGGAACCAGUACAGAAACAAUGAACGGGUUGAAUACGUCUGCCAGAAUUACCACAUUAUGGAUGGUUACCCCUUCCGAACAUGCAACAAUGGUGAAUGGACUGGACAGAUGAGAUGCCUCAAACCCUGCACUGUGGAUAGCGAAGCCAUGAACAACCGUAAUAUUAGAUUCAGAUUUAGUUAUGACAAUAAGAAGUAUUCAACCCAUGGUGAUGAAAUGGAGUUCAUGUGUGCCAGAGGAAGACCUGUCCGCACAGUGGCAAUGCGUCAGUUGUGUCGUGAUGGUGUGAUUGACCUGCCAUCUUGCCAGUAAAGCUUUUUAGUCAACCUGAUGUGAUAAACAUGAGCUGUUUGGACAAACAUGUAUAUGAUUAACCAGACUAAAGUCAUGUGCUGAUCCAGUGUCUAUACUUAAGUGCUGUGUUUGGUCUUUUUACUGUAAUAAAUCAUAUAUGUUUACUCACUCUG
Messenger RNA from Seriola dumerili (greater amberjack), 4152 nucleotides. It is a transcript of the gene cfhl5, whose product is annotated as complement factor H. The coding region runs from base 59 to 3997 and encodes 1312 amino acids. The record is from RefSeq and is a predicted model, not a curated record. The transcript has 25 exons. NCBI's taxonomy places the organism in Eukaryota, Metazoa, Chordata, Actinopteri, Carangiformes, Carangidae.